AUGAGCAAGGCUGCUGGAUUUCCUCUCAGCAAGAGAUGGAAGUCCCUGGGAUCACGGGAAUCGACUUUAUCAUUUAAAGAGAAAUCGAAGAUAGUAUCCCAGCUAGGGGUUAUAACAUGGCAGCUCUCGCAUCUACGGUUUCGAGAGAUCGGCUCGUUCUUUGAGGAGAGUGGGUAUCUACAAGUGCGUGGCUGUUUGUCCCGGGCGUUGGUGGAUUCCGAACGAGAUACUUUACCGGAACUGCCUCGAGGGCCAUUCACUUCUGAGGGGGAAUACUUUGAUGCUCUGGUGACGGGUCUUUUGCAGCAUGUCGAGUGUCUUCAGCUUAGUCAUCACUGCUUCUUCGCACCGUGCCCUACUCGCAAUAGAUAUGACGACGACCAGGACUACCGCAGAGCCUGUGAUCAGUGGAAUAACUUUGUCACCCUUGGGUCUAAAAUCUAUGGCUCCAACAACCGGGUCGACUAUACAGUAGUGGGAGAUUACCUACGUGGAAUCACCUCAAAGUGGGCGGAAGAAAUGUCAGCGCCGGCCGAGAAUAUCGGUUCCGACAUUACGUGCAUCAUCGACUGGGCAUUCUCCUCAUCAGUCCCUUUUCCCAUCCUUCUCAUGGCGCCUGGCCUCCCCCAAUCUCGGGACCGCCUAGAGGAGCCUUUAAUUACUGCAUUUGAAGGUGGACUGAGGAGGGCCAUUCUUACCGAUCCCAGGGGAGGCCUGAUGAAGGACUUUCUCCACAAGCUGGAAACGCUACAGGCUAGCAGAUUCGCUUGGUUGUUAUCCCGGUUAACGAGUUUUGAUUCUGCAGGAGACUUCUAUCUGUUCCGUGAUAUCUGGCAAAUGAGCGACCAAAACGACAUGGAUUUCUUGACAUUUUUCCGGUCGAAACAAUCAACCGACCAUUACUUACAACUGCACGAGGAAAUGAAACAAGAAGAUGAGCCUUCAGACCUAGUUACGCAACGGGAAACAAGCUAUUUUCAAAGAGACAUGGUCGGCCUAACAGUAUCAAGAAAAUUGACGAUAGUUUCUGAAUGGACGUGUCGAUACCGAAAGCAUGACCCCAAAGGAAUACGACGGAACGGGAAUAACUUUGUUGCUGAUGACAAGUUGUGGAAAUGGGUCUUGGAGUCACUGAACCAGGCCGGUCUUGUGUGUGUGAUGUCGAGCUAUUGCCUUUCUCGAAUAUACUCGGCAUUGAUGUUCUCGGCCUGCCCGGUUGCAUCAUCUUUUACCUGGCAGUUCCACUUAUCAGUAAUUCGAUAA
This is a messenger RNA of Paracoccidioides lutzii Pb01, 1263 nucleotides long. RefSeq lists its product as hypothetical. The record is from RefSeq and is a predicted model, not a curated record. The coding region runs from base 1 to 1263 and encodes 420 amino acids. The transcript is spliced from 2 exons.